AUGGCCACCACUACAACCACGGAGAUGAACAACAACUUCAACAACUGCCCUCCUGACCUCCGCAGAAUCUUCAAAGCGGACCAAGAGCAGAAGAAGAAAGCCUCACAGCAGGCUGAGAGAGAGAUCUCCCCUCCAGGUCCCGCCUUCGCCAAAGCGUACGAGGAGGUGGACGAGGUCGACUGGGACGGCCAGAUCAGCGAGGAGGCGGAAUCUCACCUCCUCGACGCAGGUGUGAGGGAUGCUUUCGUUGCGUUCGGCAACAACGACCGCACCGACUUCCCAGCGCACUGGUAUGCGCCAAGCUCCGCGCCGACCAUCCCCACCUCCGCCGCCCCUACCGGCGCUGGUGAGAAGCUUGAGCGCAAGGACUCCGCCAUGCCUUGCCGGCCUUGCCAACAGUACCGCAAGAACCACGUCUGCAUGGCAGAGUACCUCUGGGCUCUCGAGAGAUCCAAGGGAAAGUGA
This is a messenger RNA of Zasmidium cellare ATCC 36951, 465 nucleotides long. RefSeq lists its product as uncharacterized. Lineage: Eukaryota; Fungi; Ascomycota; Dothideomycetes; Mycosphaerellales; Mycosphaerellaceae. The transcript is spliced from 2 exons. The record is from RefSeq and is a predicted model, not a curated record. The coding region runs from base 1 to 465 and encodes 154 amino acids.